CCAGCACCCGGAAAGGUUCUCGGUAUCGUUCUCUCCACACAACUGAGUACUUGAGGCAAAAACCCUAGCCGUCUUCCUCCAUCUUCCAUCCCAAGCCUCGCGACACCAUGGCCGCAUCCAACAGCGGCGGCGGCCCGAUCUCAACCCAGGCGGCGGCGGCGCUUGCCGAGGGCAUCAAUCUGGUGUUCGGGCGCUGGACGGCGCUGCAGAUGGCGGUGGAGAACCAGUGGGGCGGCCGCGACUCCCGCGCCAAGGCGGACCAGUUCGGCGAGUCCCUCCACUCCUGGUUCUGUCGCUCCAGGGGUCCGCAUUAUUUUGAAGACUUGGUGGAUAUGAUGUACGAGAAAAUAUCUGAUUCUUUCAAUGCUGACUUCGAGGAUAAUAGUGUUGAGGAGGUCGCUGAACAAUUAUUGAUUAUGCAUGAAGAAUGCCUGCAAAGCAACUAUUCAUCUAUAGAGGUGUUAAGGAACUCACAUGUUCAGGGGAGUGCUGUUUCUCAAAGUAGACAGAUAUCAGCUGAUGGUGAUGACAGUGAUAGCUCAGAUGAUGACGAUGGCGACGCGUCAAUGAUGGAAGAUGAAGCAGCAGCUGCACCAGAGGAGAUGGCGGUGGACAGACCGAGGCCCUCGAAGCCUGCACCUGAUGCUGAUGGGUGGACCGUCGUGCCUCCUAGGCAUGGUGGUCGCUCCCGCGGCGGCAAGAAUUAGGCAGGGGGCCGGAAACCUUGACGUAUACAUACAUGUUGCUAUCUGCCGAUUUUGUUACUGGAUGUUGAGUGUUGCAGGUCUUGCUUGGGAUUUUAUCAGUGAUAUUGGGUGUUUUGCCUGCCACCAUAUUGGUAUUUCGACAUGGUAAUUAUAGAUAACUUGCGAUUGGGUCUUAAGAAUUCCGUGCUCAGUUAAUCGCAGUCACACUCGGAUAUGUGUGUUCUUUGUCCA
Messenger RNA from Setaria italica (foxtail millet), 938 nucleotides. RefSeq names its product pre-rRNA-processing protein TSR2. Gene Ontology annotation, biological process: maturation of SSU-rRNA from tricistronic rRNA transcript (SSU-rRNA, 5.8S rRNA, LSU-rRNA). The transcript has 4 exons. NCBI's taxonomy places the organism in Eukaryota, Viridiplantae, Streptophyta, Magnoliopsida, Poales, Poaceae. Bases 108 to 707 code for a protein of 199 amino acids. Gene Ontology annotation, cellular component: nucleus. The record is from RefSeq and is a predicted model, not a curated record.